CGAAUACGUUGCAAUAUCCAUAAGAAGAAAAAUUGAUAAGUAAAGAAAAAAAAAAAUUUAAUGAUAAAAAUAUUAUUAUCAGGGAACAACAUGAUAUCCGAGCUAUAUAAAUACCAACUCUUCCAUUAAAAUGAUAUUCAUUUCGUUCAACGAUAAGAAGAACAAUAAUACAAAAAGUCAUAAAAUAAAUUUUUUUGGUGGGGACGACGACAUCAGAAAAACGUUCUCAAUUCCAAGCAAUAACUACUGCUAAGCAGAGCAAAGAUUGUGUGACUUGUGAGCUAGUUACUGGCACUGUCUAUAGGCUCUGACAACGUGUAUGAUAACAGGUCGUUAGUCAGUAGGAGAGAGAUCUUAUUUGAGCGCGGUUGAUUCAACGAAAUAGAAUUUUUGUUAUUUUUUUUUUUUUAUCUUAUUCAAUUGAAAUUCCAAUAAACAAACUAUACAACAAAAUGGCACCAACAGUUUUAAUUACUGGCGGGGCGGGGUACAUUGGAUCGCAUACCGCUUUGGAGAUGCUCAAUGCCGAUUACAAUGUAAUAUGCAUUGAUAAUAUGUGUAAUGCUUAUAGCGAGGGCAAAGAUGCAAUGCCUGAAGCACUGAAAAGGGUCCAGAAUAUAACUGGGAAGAAAUUGACAUUCCAUCAAGUCGAUAUAACCAACGGCGAAAGUCUUAAAGCUGUCUUUAAAAAGCAUAAAAUCGAUAUGGUAGCACAUUUUGCAGCUUUAAAAGCUGUCGGCGAGUCAUGUCGCUAUCCAUUGCAGUACUAUCAAAACAACAUGACUGGCACUAAUAUGUUGCUAGAAGCCAUGGCUGAAAAUAAAGUAUUUAAAUUUGUAUACAGUUCGAGUGCGACUGUUUAUGGAGAACCACAAUUCUUGCCAAUAACUGAGAAACAUCCAACGGGCAAUUGUACAAGUCCGUAUGGAAAAACCAAAUACUUUACCGAAGAGAUCUUAAAGGAUCUUUGCACCUCUGACGAUCGAUGGGCAGUUAUUUCACUGCGUUACUUCAAUCCAGUUGGAGCUCAUCCCAGCGGUAAUAUCGGAGAAGACCCCAAUGGAGAACCGAAUAACCUCAUGCCAUAUAUUGCUCAGGUAGCAGUUGGUCGACGUCCAUUGCUAAAAGUAUAUGGAACUGAUUUUCCAACUAAAGAUGGUACUGGUGUACGUGAUUACAUUCAUAUUGUUGAUCUUGCCGAGGGCCAUGUUAAGGCUUUGGACAAGCUCAAAAAUAGCACUGAAACAGGAUUCUUUGCAUACAAUUUGGGAACAGGAGUUGGAUGUUCGGUGUUGGAGUUAGUGAAAGCAUUUGAAGAAGCUUCAGGAAAGCCAAUCAAUCAUGAACUAGUCCCACGUAGACCUGGAGAUGUAGCAACUAGUUUUGCUGAUGCGUCAUUGGCAACAAAAGCCCUAGGAUGGAAGGCAAAACUUGGAAUAAAAGAAAUGUGCGAAGAUACGUGGCGUUGGCAAAGCAAAAAUCCAAAAGGUUAUGCUUCCAAGUAAUUUACAUCAAAACCAGCAAACCUGUAUACACGAUAUAAUUUCAUCUAUAAAUAUUUAACUAUCCAAAGAGAUACAUACAACUUAUGUAUGGAAAUAAAAGCCAGUUAUAAUAAUUAUUAUCCUAAAUAGUUAACUACCUUUAUAAAUAAAUAAAAUAAAUAAAUAACUAUUUAAUCACCUGCAACAAAAAUAAUAUAUUUAAACCAAGUGUGUCUAUUAAAUGUUUUUCUAUUUCUAUAGUAA
Messenger RNA from Episyrphus balteatus (marmalade hoverfly), 1748 nucleotides. It is a transcript of the gene Gale, whose product is annotated as UDP-glucose 4-epimerase. Gene Ontology annotation, molecular function: UDP-glucose 4-epimerase activity. The coding region runs from base 453 to 1505 and encodes 350 amino acids. The record is from RefSeq and is a predicted model, not a curated record. NCBI's taxonomy places the organism in Eukaryota, Metazoa, Arthropoda, Insecta, Diptera, Syrphidae. Gene Ontology annotation, biological process: beta-D-galactose catabolic process via UDP-galactose, Leloir pathway. The transcript has 4 exons. Gene Ontology annotation, cellular component: cytosol.